Lingula anatina is the source of this 4533-nucleotide messenger RNA. Its product is annotated as cilia- and flagella-associated protein 70. Gene Ontology annotation, cellular component: extracellular exosome; motile cilium. Gene Ontology annotation, biological process: cilium movement; cilium assembly. NCBI's taxonomy places the organism in Eukaryota, Metazoa, Brachiopoda, Lingulata, Lingulida, Lingulidae. Gene Ontology annotation, molecular function: protein binding. The record is from RefSeq and is a predicted model, not a curated record.
GUAAUGGCUGAUUCAGAGGUACCCCAGACUCGCUCUCCUGAGCCUCUUACCAUUACAGUUCUCCGAGCUAGAAAUUUGAGAGGAUUGAAAGGAGAAAACCUAAACUCCUUGGUACGGGUUGAAUUUGGUGACAAAGCCCUGGGAGAGACACCCAAAGUGGAAUGCACAGCAGAAGUGGCUGCAGAGUACAACUUCAGCACAACAAUUACAGCAACGUUUGAUGACCCCCUAAGUCUGGACGAGCUGUCUCAUAAACCUAUUCUUUUUACGGUGGUUGAAGUUUUGCCCAAGGAGAAAAAGCAAAAGGAGGAAAAGACCAUCAACUUAGGACAAUGCACUGCAGAUUUACUUCCAUUGAUAAGGGGAGAACUGAAACAUAAGUACACCCUCCCUGUGUAUCCAGUACAGGCUUCUCCCAUGGAAAAUCUGCCUCCUGAACACCCACGGCCUGAAAUAGAUGUUGUAAUCUCCGUGGAGAACCCUCUCCUGACUGAGCAGCAAUUGAGUGAGUGUAACCUGAUGCAGGUGACCAUAGAGUCUCUGUAUUCCCCUCCUGAUGCUUGGCAGUUGACUGGACCCCAGUACAUGUAUCUAGCUGCUAUGCCUAUGCCCCUCACUGCUGAGAAAGAACAACCAAUAGUUUAUGCCAGCGGCACCCUAAAACCAGGGGUUGAGAAAGAACCUCCAAAUAAACAGAAAAAAUGGUUUGUUGGUGGCAACGCUCAGGGUCAGGCGGCUUACAUACCUGACAGCUUUCUGUCUGAAGACCCAGUGGAAGAGGAAGAUGGUGAUUUCCGUGCAAAGACUGAUCGCGAUCAUCGUGAAGUCUCUGAGCAUGACAAGAACAGGGUAACAUGGAACACAGAGAAAAGAUGUUACCUAGAUGCUUCCGGUACAAAAAGCUUGCAAGAGAAGAUAGCCAAGACUCGUUAUUGGCCAUUGGAAGUGAUGAGAAUUCCACUGCCUGCUGGCGGGAAGGGCAAGAAGUUAUCUGCAUAUGGAUUACGCACGGGGUCUGUGGUGAUGACAAGACUUACUUCUUACAAACUUGUGGAAGAAGAGGGCACUAUUUCUUAUCAUGGCAUAGUCUAUGUCAACAUGGCACCACUGCUUUAUCCUGGAGUGAAGCGAAUCCGAGGUGCAUAUAAAGUAUAUGCAUACAGUGACAAUGAAAUGGCAGAAAAGACAAAACGCAGAGGAGGUCUGGCAGAAGAAGCAGCCAAGAUUGCAACUGGAAUGUUAGCUAGAAAUGCAACAUCUCCUUUUCCCAAAAAGGGUGGAAAAGAUGCUGAUAAGAAAGAGCCAGUUAAAAAAGGGAAAAAAGACAAGGAAGAUGAGGCGUCUGCCAUGCUGAAGGCUGCGGACUCUACAUCCCAGUUGGAUGGAGAGGGGCCAGUCAAUGUGGAGGGGCAGCAGUAUGUUGACAGCAAGUCCUAUGUAACAUUGGAGAUUGUGUUACACAGGGCUCUGGUGAGGAGGAGACAGCCCGAGGAGCUGGCCAAAAGGGUAGCAGAAUAUAUUCCACCAAGGCCAUUGUUUCCCAAGAGAACCAAUGGCGCACAGCGGGCUGUUGAAGAUUUCCACAAUCAAAUAGCAAGUGUGUUCAGCAUGGCCCUUGAUGAGUUCAGGGAGAAGUUUGCUGAUGAACUGGGGGACACCUCUGUGACAGCUUCAUUAGAGGACAUGGAGAAACGGAGGCAGAAACUCAUCUUUGACCUGAACUCCAGUGGGAAAUAUUUUGCCUUCAAAGAACAACUGAAGCAUGCAGUUGUGAAAAUUGUUAGGGAGAAGUAUCUGAAAACAACAAGUUUUGCAACUGAUGAAGAACUGCAGGCUUUCCUGAGUGAGCUGUAUGUGUACCUAAUGGACCAGAUGCACAUUGGGCUGAGCAAGGUUUUAUCUCUGGAGGAUAAGACACCUGUUCCAGAACCUCUGGCAACAGAUGCACAGCUCAAACAUUUUGCCCGUGAAGCAGAGGUCAAUGAAAACUUUGAAUUGGCUGCUAAAUAUUACCAAGAGAGAAUUGCAAGAAACAAGGCUGACCCAGAAGCCUGGUUUGACUACGGCACAUUCUGUCUUUAUAUAUCUGAUAUCCCCAAAGCAGAGGAAUGCUUCAAGGAAUGCAUUGCCAUCAACCAGAGACAUUUCAAUGGCCUUAUCUUGUAUGGUGUAGUGUGCGCAAUGGAAGAAAGAAAUGAUGCAGCAGAGACCUUCUUUGAGACAGCCACAAGAAUUGAUCCACACAGCACUUUAGCUUGGACCAUGUUAGGCUUGUUUUAUGAUGGUAUUGGCAAUGACAUUCAAGCUGAGAUGGCUUUCCUUGAGGCACAGAAACAAAAUGUUUACAAUGCCAAGCAGGAACUGCUUGCAUCCCAGCCACCUGUCAAGGAGAGAGAAGAGGCAGGAGAUCACUUUGACACCUCUCCAUCAAAAGAGACCACCAGGCCAGAGAGUCCAGGUAAAACUCUACCUGAAAUCAAGCAGACGCCAGCCACUCCAGCUGCACCAUCUACGUCCAAAACACAAGCACCUGCCAGCAGAAAAAUGUCACUUGGAAAGAAGCCAGUGGGGCCAGGAUCCAUGGGGAGCCGUACCAGCAGCAAGGACAAUGUGAAUUCCAAUCACCCUGGCAGUCGACCCAGUAGUCGCCAUGCUCGUAGUCCAGUCCCCACCCCCCUUCAGACAGAGGAGGAGCCCCCGCGAAUACCGACCCCAGUCCCCAAGAGCAGUAUUUACAUGAAUGCUGUGGAGUGGUUGUUGGAGGCAAAGGCUGCUGUGUUCACUGAGAGAGCCCUUGCUCAUGAGUUGCUGUCCCCGUCAGGAGGUCCCAGUGCUGACUACCACAUCACCCUGGCCAGGCUGCACAUACACAAGAAGGAGUUUCCAGGGGCAAGACUGGCCCUAAAUGAAGCUUUACAAAUAGACCAUGAGAACCCUGAUGCAUGGGCAUUCCUUGGUCACCUGAACUACCUGUCAGGCAACCUGCAGGAGGCUAAGGGCUGCUAUGAGAGAACCCUCUCCUUCAUUGGGGAUCCCUCAGAGAGCCACUCCAUAUACCUAAGACUGGCUUCUAUUUACCUGGAGGAGGGACAGUUCCUUGAAGCCAAGAAGACAUUCCUGAUGGCCUGCAAGAAGUCUGCCUCCUGUGUGUCUUGGCUGGGAGUGGGAAUUGCUUGUUAUAGGCUAGGUGAAUUGUCAGAAAGUGAAGAUGCGUUAUCAGAAGCUAAUAUCUUGAAUAACACAGACCCUGAGGUUUGGGCAUACUUGUCUUUAGUCUGUCUGAAAACAGAGCGUCAGUUGGAGGCGGAACAGGCAUACAAAUAUGCUUUGAAGUUGCAUCUGCAAGAUGAAGACUUGCUGAAUGAACUUCACCAGGUACAACAAGAAGUUGGGUUUGGAAACCCAGAAUUAUAAGCGAUUUAUCAAAAGACUGUGUAUAUGGACAUCUUACUAUUUUUUCAAAGUAUUUGAUGCACCUCAUGUAAUCCGUCCUUAUAUGAAAAUCAUUUUAGAAGAACUGAUGUCAUUAAAACUACAACUUACUUCGAAGCCGUCCAUGUUUAAAGUUUCAUACUGAAGGGGUUCCAUUAUGAUACAGGCAUCAAUUUGAUGUUGUUGAUAGUUGUGAAAUCAAUUUUAUUGAACAAUAUGAAGACAAACAACCAUUCUGUGAUACUUUUAUAUAUUUGUCAAGCCUUGUUUGAAUCAUUUAUUACAUGUUUUGUUAGUACAAAAAAAAGUUAUAUAAAACAUUUAAAUACUACUUUCAGUUUUCUAACCUGUUGACAAUUUGGAGUUGGAAUUUGUUGUAUUGUACAUGUUAGCAUGUAUUUGUAAAUAUAUAGGAAUAAAAUAUGAUUGUCUAUUUGGUAUGUUUUUAAAAUGUUGUUAUUAGGGUGCAUGUUUAACAGUGUUAUGAAAAUGAAAAAGCUAAUAAAAUGGUUAAGAUCAAUAAUGACACUUACAACAUGAUAUAUAUUAUCUAUCAGUAUGUAUCUAAAAGCAAAAUUUCUAAGGUCUAAAAUUAACGUCAAAAUUUACAAAACAAUCUAUGCGUGCAGGUACAACUCAAUUUCUACUGUGACAACAAUGACUUUAUCCUUUUUCUACCUACAAAAAUUACAAAAUUUCCUAAGAUACUUAUAAAAUGCUGAAUCAUAAAUGCCUUUCACAGUGGGAGAUGAUCUUGUACCCUUGGAUCUACUUCUCCUUGUAAAGGUUGAUCUUAAUUCUUUAUGUCACCUAUGUAUUAUGUAGAUCUAAAGUAAAAUGAAUAUUUGAAAAAUUACAUUACACAGAAAUUCACUAAUUUACAAAAUAAAGUUACCUAUAUGUCUUGGGAACAAGCAAAUAAUUGAUUUGUAUAUUUCUGCAACCGAAGAAAAAUUUAUACCACUGACUGAACAAAAAUGGCUACAGAGUUUGUGUCACAUUUUCAAGUCACUGCCAAAUGAAAACUUGCCUGUCUUAUGCUUCCUAAUCUGUAACUCUCUUUGCUUUAUCAACCCAACCAAAAAGAUGUCCGUCUCAGCU